This is a messenger RNA of Elephantulus edwardii (Cape elephant shrew), 1213 nucleotides long. RefSeq names its product LIM and cysteine-rich domains 1 (gene LMCD1). NCBI's taxonomy places the organism in Eukaryota, Metazoa, Chordata, Mammalia, Macroscelidea, Macroscelididae. The transcript has 6 exons. Gene Ontology annotation, molecular function: zinc ion binding. The record is from RefSeq and is a predicted model, not a curated record. The coding region runs from base 21 to 1106 and encodes 361 amino acids.
CUAUUUCCUCAGCCCAGAAGAUGGCAAAGGUGGCUAAGGACCUUAACCUUGGAGUUCAAAAGAUGUCCCUGGGCCAGCAGCAGUCAGCAAGAGGUGUACCUUGUCUGAGAUGCAAGGGGACAUGCUUGGGCUUUGAGCCACAUUCAUGGAGGAAAAUAUGCAGGUCAUGCAAGUGCAGCCAGGAGGACCACUGCCUAACUUCCGAUCUGGAAGAUGACUGGAAAAUUGGCCGUUUGCUGAUGGAUUCCAAGUAUUCCACCCUCACGGCUCGAUUGAAAGGUGGAAUCCGGAUCUACAAGAGGAACCGGAUGAUCAUGACCAACCCCAUAGCUACUGGGAAAGAUCCCACCUUUGACACCAUCACUUAUGAGUGGGCUCCCCCAGGAGUCACCCAGAAACUGGGUCUCCAGUACAUGGAACUCAUCCCUAAGGAGAAGCAGCCAGUGACUGGCACUGAGGGUGCCCUUUACCGCCGGCGCCAGCUCAUGCAUCAACUGCCCAUCUACGACCAGGACCCCUCACGCUGUCUCGGACUUUUGGAGAACGAGUUGAAAUUAAUGGAGGAAUUUGUCAAGCAGUAUAAGAGUGAGGCCCUUGGUGUGGGAGAAGUGGCCCUCCCAGGGCAAGGUGGCCUGCCCAAGGAGGAAGGGAAGCAACAAGAAAAGCCAGAGGGUGCAGAGAACACAGCCCCAACCACCAACGGCAGCGUCGGGUCCAAAGACGUGGAAUAUGUCUGUGAGCUCUGCAAGGGAGUGGCCCCCACUGACAGCCCUGUGGUCUACUCUGACAGGGCAGGCUACAACAAGCAGUGGCAUCCAACUUGCUUCGUGUGCACCAAGUGUUCCGAGCCACUGGUCGACCUCAUCUAUUUCUGGAAGGACGGUGCAAUCUGGUGUGGUCGCCAUUACUGUGAGAGCAUGAGGCCCAGGUGCUCUGGGUGUGAUGAGAUAAUAUUCUCGGAGGACUACCAGCGUGUGGAAGACCUGGCCUGGCACCGAAAGCAUUUUGUCUGUGAGGGCUGCGAGCAGCUGCUGAGUGGCCGGGCAUACAUCGUCACCAAGGGCCAGCUCCUCUGCCCAACUUGCAGCAAAUCCAGACAGUCCUGAAGGGCUGCUUGUCCACAACCAGGACCCCCAGAGCCCUACUCAGGAGAAGAGCCAGUGUGUGCUGAAGUCAUCCUGAGGUUCUGGUUUCAGCCAGAAAGCAACACAAA